CGCCGUCUGGGUCCAGGCCGCCUUCCACAGAAGCGCGGCGCGGCGCCCACCUCGGAGGAAGUCGCCUCCUCGCCUUCCCCUCCGCCCCUCUACUUUGCUGCCGCCAAGUGGAGACCCGCCAGGAAUCGGAUCGGCUUUCUUGGGUAUAUUUGGAGUGUUGUUCGGAAGGCUCUGAGAUGGCUGAUGGCGAUUCAUCUGACUUCACCUUCUGCAAGGUUAGUUCUGAAGAAAAUGACGGACAAUUAGGAUCUCCUAAAGCCAUUCCUGUGGCAAGUAUGUCGCUCGAGGAUGUUCAUGUUGAUCGUGCGAAAACUGCAAAGAGUGAUGGCUUGAAAGCCAAUGACUCAGAUAAAGAUAGGUCUGGUAACAGUGCUAGUGUUUCAAUACAAGACAGCAACAUGAAAGAACCAAUUACACAAACAAGUGGUGGAGCAGAAUCAAAUGUGUCGUCACAGGCAAAACCUUCAUCGAAGAAACCUGCAGUACGGAAAAAGGUUCCUUUCGAGAAGGGCUAUAGCCAAAUGGAUUGGUUAAAGCUGACACGAACACAUCCUGAUCUAGCUGGGCUCAAGGGGCAGUCAAAUCGAAGGUUAAUUUCUUUGGAAGAAGUUAAGCAGCAUAAAACUGGAGAUUGCAUUUGGACAGUUCUCAAAGGCCGUGUUUAUAAUAUUGCUCCAUACAUGAAAUUUCAUCCUGGAGGAGUUGAUAUGCUUAUGAAAGCUGCUGGAAAGGACUGCACUGCUUUGUUCAAUAAAUACCAUGCUUGGGUAAAUGCAGAGUUCCUUUUGGAGAAGUGCCUUGUCGGAUUCCUUGACCCCAACGAGUAGAUCUCAAGGUUCACGCCAUUGUGGCAUUUUACCACUUCUGCACUACUGGACUAUUUGUAUUAGGCACACUAGUCGAUGAAUUAAAGAAUGUAAAUGUUCUAUUGUAUCACAAUGAGAGUACAAUAAUUCAUUUCGUUCAAAAAAGAAAGAGAAAGAAAUAAGCUUAGUGUCUGUUCGUCCUUGUAGAUGUGAGAAAAUCCAGGGAUAUACUGGUAUGUUAAUGAGAUGCGAGGUAAAUUGCAACAAACAGUCAGAAUGAGGCCAUUGGCCAAGCCCUUGCUCCUGCAGAAUUGAAGUUAUUGUGGUUGCA
Molecule: messenger RNA, 1137 nt
Organism: Panicum virgatum (switchgrass)
Lineage: Eukaryota; Viridiplantae; Streptophyta; Magnoliopsida; Poales; Poaceae
Product: cytochrome b5 domain-containing protein RLF-like
Exons: 6
Coding region: 177-827 (216 amino acids)
Molecular function (GO): heme binding
Source: RefSeq, a predicted model, not a curated record